AGCUUUAGAACACACUCUCACCAACAAUCUCACCCAACUUUUUUUUCCCUCUUUUUUAUUUUUAUUAACUCCUCACUAAAUCCUAAUCUACAAACCCUAACUUUUCUCUUUUAUCCUCCUCCUUGCAUACAUUAUUCAAUCAAUAGUUGGGAGCAAAAGUUUCAAUCUUUCUUCUGACUCCCUUGUUGGAAUUUUACCUAAAUCGUGUUGGGUUUGUUUGGUAGGCUCUGAGAGAAACUUCAACAGCAAUUCAUCAUUAAGCAUAUAUGCUAAUUGCCUUCUCUUUCUUGUUUCACUUUCUCUUUGGUUUGCUUCAAAAUCAGAGAAAAGCUGAAACCUUUGAGCAGAAGGUUAAUCAGAAAGGGCAAUUAACUUAGUCGCCUACAUUCUAAGGUGGGAGUUGUGAAGUUGUGAGCAAAGGGAAGACAUAUUCUCACCGGAUAUAGGAUCAAAGAUGUCUUCUGAGAGUUCUUUGAGUGCUGACAUGUCUAAGAAGGUCUCGUUUUUAGGUUUGUCGGGUAUGAAACUCUGGGUAUUGAUUUGUUUGGUAGUUGGCACCUUUGUAGUUUUGGUUCUCUGCAUCCUAUCUCUGUGGAUUGCAUUCCGCCGAAAAUCUCGGAGAUCAUCUCACAAGUUGUUACCAUUCAGUCAAAUACCACAUGUGGCUAAAGAUAUCAGAGUUGAUGAUAGAGUUGGGUUUCAACAUCAUAAUGAAAAUUUAGGUUUCACAAUUGCUGAUAAAUCUAGUGACAGAAACUCGGGAAAGAUGAUGUCUUACUUGGGAAGAACCAAGUCUAGUGAUAAUGAUAGUAUAAGUCAAUGUAGCUCUGUGCAUCAUCACGAAAGAGCUUGUAGUUCUCACUCCGGUGAAGAAGGAAGCUUUGGGAACGCUUGGAGACAUGCUUCCCUAUCGCAAGGUGCACUUGUAACAGCAUCUCCUUUGGUUGGUUUGCCAGAAAUAUCUCAUCUUGGUUGGGGACACUGGUUUACUCUUAGGGAUCUUCAGCUAGCCACCAACCGUUUUGCUGCGGAAAAUGUAAUCGGUGAGGGUGGUUAUGGAGUAGUUUAUAAGGGUAGACUCAUCAACGGUAAUGAUGUUGCUGUAAAGAAGCUUCUUAACAAUCUGGGACAAGCUGAGAAGGAAUUUCGGGUUGAAGUUGAGGCGAUUGGUCAUGUACGGCACAAGAACCUUGUAAGGCUUCUAGGAUAUUGCAUAGAGGGUGUUAACAGGAUGCUCGUUUAUGAGUAUGUGAAUAGUGGUAACUUAGAACAAUGGUUACAUGGAGCUAUGGGGAAAGAUAGCACUCUCACAUGGGAGGCACGCAUGAAGAUUCUUGUCGGUAUUGCACAAGCGCUAGCUUAUUUGCAUGAAGCAAUAGAACCAAAAGUAGUCCACAGAGACAUUAAAGCAAGCAAUAUCCUGAUUGAUGAGGACUUCAAUGCGAAGCUUUCCGAUUUUGGGUUAGCCAAGCUCUUAGACUCGGGUGAGAGUCACAUCACGACCAGAGUCAUGGGCACCUUUGGCUAUGUAGCACCUGAAUAUGCCAAUACAGGUCUAUUGAAUGAGAAGAGCGACAUUUAUAGCUUUGGUGUCCUGCUUCUAGAAACUAUUACUGGAAGAGAUCCAGUUGACUAUGAACGUCCAGCUAAUGAGGUGAAUCUGGUUGAAUGGUUAAAGAUGAUGGUUGGAACAAGAAGAGCUGAAGAAGUUGUUGAUCCAAGAAUUGAGCCCAAACCCGCUACACGUGCUCUGAAACGUGCACUUCUUGUUGCCCUUAGAUGUGUGGAUCCUGAAGCAGAGAAACGGCCUAAAAUGAGCCAGGUUGUGCGGAUGCUUGAAUCCGAUGAACACCCUUUUCGGGAGGAGCGGAGAAACAGAAGGAGUAGAACAGCGAGUAUGGAGAUUGUUGAGACCACAGAGGAAUCAGCUGACACAAGCAAGCGGCCUGAUCACUCUGUGAACCACACUACAGAACCUGAGAAGACUCGUGUAUAGAAAAUUUGUCACAGACCCAGUGAAAAAGUCAGCUAAGUAACUUCACACCCUCAAAUGCUCCACUAAUCGAUGACGCAUGAGUUUUAUCGUGCAAAACAAAUCGGGUUAAAGAAGUUUCCAAUCUCAGUUCAGAUCAAAAGAGUUCUUCCAGUUAUUUAUAACAUCGCUCCAGGUAAAUUAUGAUGCAAUCUUGGGAGCCAGUAUUUUUAUGAUUGAGAAGCAUUUGUCUCUCUUGAUCUCUGUGAGUUUUAGUUCUUCUAAAGUCUUCGAGUCUUGGCUUUUAGGAUGUCAAACAUAAGCCAGGACAGAUUUGUUGUUGUACUAUGAAUUGAAUUUAAAUGUCAUUCUCUCUCUUGAUUGAGACAUGUAUAUAAUCAGGUUGUGUCUUGUGACAUGUGUGAGAGAUAUUACUGAGUUUGGAAGAACGAAACAAAGAGGCCUUUCUAUAUCGUAGCUUUUGAUGUAUAAA
This is a messenger RNA of Capsella rubella, 2465 nucleotides long. RefSeq names its product probable receptor-like protein kinase At2g42960. Gene Ontology annotation, biological process: protein phosphorylation. The record is from RefSeq and is a predicted model, not a curated record. Gene Ontology annotation, molecular function: protein kinase activity; ATP binding. The transcript has 8 exons. Bases 455 to 1996 code for a protein of 513 amino acids. NCBI's taxonomy places the organism in Eukaryota, Viridiplantae, Streptophyta, Magnoliopsida, Brassicales, Brassicaceae.